UUUGCUGUUCCAUUACAAACACCUCCACACUCACUCAGCUCCACCGGCCGGCCGCCUGAGCGAGACUGUGGCACGGUCGUGCAGGGGAUCCAAUCGAAUCGAUCGAUGGAGGCGGAGGCGGCGGCGGUGGCAAUGAACGGCGGUGGCGGCGGGGACGAGCAGUCCCGGUUCCGGCGGGUGUGCGUGUUCUGCGGGAGCAGCUCCGGCAAGCGGAGCAGCUACCGCGACGCCGCCGUCGAGCUCGGCAGGGAGCUGGUGGCGAGGAAGGUGGAUUUGGUGUACGGAGGAGGCAGCCUGGGGCUCAUGGGGAAGGUCGCCGAGGCCGUGCACAACGGCGGCGGCCACGUCAUUGGCAUCAUCCCGACCACUCUCAUGGGCAAGGAGAUAACGGGGGAGACGGUGGGGGAGGUGCGGGCGGUGGCGAGCAUGCACGAGAGGAAGGCGGAGAUGGCGCGGCGGUCGGACGCGUUCGUGGCGCUCCCCGGCGGGUACGGGACGCUGGACGAGCUGCUGGAGGUGAUCGCGUGGGCGCAGCUGGGCAUCCACGCCAAGCCCGUCGGCCUCCUCAACGUCGACGGCUACUACGACUUCCUCCUCGCCUUCAUCGACAAGGCCGUCGACGACGGCUUCAUCCGCCCCGCCCAGCGCCACCUCUUCGUCUCCGCCCCCGACGCCCCCUCCCUCGUCCGCAAGCUCGAGGAGUACGUGCCGGUGGAGGAGGACGACGCGGAGACGCCCAAGCUGCGGUGGGAGAUGGAGCAGGUCGUCGUCGGCUACAGCUCCUCGCUCCACGUGGCGCCCCAGAUCGCCCUCUAGCUUAGCUAGCUAUAAACCAGCCGGAUCGAUCGUCUGCUUGCUUGAAUUGAUUGAUCGACGGACUGCAGAUUUAUACGAGCAGUUCAUCAUCGCCGUCGUGCUCGAUCGAUCGAUCGUUGGAUUGUACGUCCUUCCUGCAGCGUGUACCUCUUUAAGUAGCUGCCCUAACUAGUGUGUAUUGUGUACGUGUAUGCUCAUUGCUCCGGUUAUUAUUAUUAGCUGGUGUAGCAAGCUGCAUGUACUAUAUGAAUAUAUGAUGUGUACUCCAGUACAUAUAUGUAUGUCGUCCGUGUCAACUUUCAUGUGUAUUGUACUAUCUGAUCCAUCGCUGAUGUAGAACCAUCACUAGGUAGCACCAUAUACUGCGUAAUUAAUUUUUUUUAAAGAAAGA
Messenger RNA from Oryza brachyantha (malo sina), 1207 nucleotides. Its product is annotated as probable cytokinin riboside 5'-monophosphate phosphoribohydrolase LOGL9. Lineage: Eukaryota; Viridiplantae; Streptophyta; Magnoliopsida; Poales; Poaceae. Gene Ontology annotation, molecular function: hydrolase activity, hydrolyzing N-glycosyl compounds. Gene Ontology annotation, cellular component: cytosol; nucleus. The record is from RefSeq and is a predicted model, not a curated record. The annotation marks the transcript as partial. Gene Ontology annotation, biological process: cytokinin biosynthetic process. The transcript has 5 exons.